Messenger RNA from Clonostachys byssicola, 552 nucleotides. Lineage: Eukaryota; Fungi; Ascomycota; Sordariomycetes; Hypocreales; Bionectriaceae. The record is from the annotation of a GenBank genome assembly.
AUGUUGUCAAUAUUGAGAAAAGCUCGUCUCAAGGACAAGGAGAUGCGGAUAUUGAUGUUAGGCCUAGAUAAUGCGGGCAAGACGACAAUCGUCAAGAAGAUCAUGGGAGAGGAUGUCAAUACGGUCAGCCCGACCUUGGGUUUCAUCAUUAAAACAAUUGAUUACGAUGGGCACAAAGCUAACGGAUGUUUAGGGGAUGUGGGAGGGCAGAAAACCCUCAGGUCAUACUGGAGGAACUACUUUGAAAAGACGGACGCCUUGAUAUGGGUCGUCGACUCUACGGACCGGCUGCGGAUCGAUGACUGCCGCGUUGAGCUGCAGGGACUUCUGCAGGAAGAGCGACUGGCUGGUGCCAGUUUGUUAGUAUUCGCCAACAAGACGGACGUCGAGGGCUGCAUGGAUGAGCAGGAGAUCUUAUCGGCUCUCGAAUUGGAAAACGUCAGAACACAUCACUGGCAUGUGCUACAGUGCAGCGCGAUGACUGGGAGAAACCUCAAGGAGGGCCUGGCAUGGGUUGUUGAGGAUGCGAAGAAGAGAUUGUUUCUUUACUAA